GGAGAUACAUGGAAGAUGAACAAAAAAAGAAACAACCUGGGGGAAAAAAAAGGAAAAAAGAAAGGAAAACCCCUCAAAAGGGACAAAAAACGACUUGAAAAACAAGCAGCAAAACAAAUAAAAAUGGGUAUACUCUUGUAUUGCUCGUCCCUUGCACAUGUGCCGAUACAUGGGUGUGCGACUUAGAGCUGAGAAGUGAUUGAUUCGCCGUAGGAUAAUAGAGGUGACGUCUAGUGUGGCGUAAAUAUGUGGCGACAACCACAGCAACCCCUGUAAGGCUGACCCCGUGGUCCAGGCUUCCGUGCCUUCCAUCCCACAUGCCUUGACACGCUGCGAUCCACCCUUCCCCUUACCGAACAAUAAAAUUCGCUGGUGGUCGCGCGCGAUUGUUUUUUGUUGACCAACGUGGCCCCUCCCUAACCCUCGCCCUCGCCCACGCCCACGCCUGAACCACCUUCCCCUCCUGUCGAGCGAAUUGCUGGAAAUCAAGGCCUGGACUGGCAGCGUCCUGGCGCAUCGCUUCUGCCCGUGUGCUUUCCCUUAGCUGCCUGGUGCCUACCUCUAACUCCCUCUGCUCCCUUCCCGCACGACGACGCUCAGGCAGGUCGGCGCGCCGAGAAGCCGCAACCAUGUCUGAUUCCGAAAACCUCGACUACCUCCAGCCCGACUUCGACCCGCGCACGCUGACGGUGCCGCGCCUGCGCUCUAUCCUUGUCACCUAUGGCGUCCAGUACCCGGCCACGGCCAAGAAGGGCCAGCUGAUCGACAUCUUCCUCGACGAGGUCGCGCCCAGGUCGGCAAAGAUCCUCGCCGAGCGCGCGAGGGCCAAACGCUCUAGCAGGGGGAUCGUUGAUGUCGAGAGCUCCAACUCGUCGUCUACCGACUUCAUGGACGACAUGGUUCCACCCGCGAGGAACGCCACCCGAUCCCGCUCGCCCAGGAAGGUGUCGCGCCGUCUCCAGUCCGAGGACCCCUCGGAUCUCGACGAGCCCGAACGCCGCGCACCCAUUAGCCCGCGCAAACGCUCCACGCGCUCUACCUCUCGUCAGCUGCUCUCCGACGCCGACAGCGACCACGACGUCCCCGCCACCAAGACCCCCCGUGCAGUCUCCCGCCACUCCUUCAUCGACGCCGACGGUGACGUCGCCUCAAAGACUCCUCGCGCUGCCCCACGCCGCUCAGUCAUGGACACUGACGCCGAAGCUGCUGCUAAAACCCCCCGAGCCGCACCCCACCGCUCCGUCACGCCGCACGUGAGGCUCGAACCGCCCACGGUGGAGGAGAGCGACCAGUUCGGUUAUGACGGCAUCGGUACUGCCAGCACCAGAAAACCAUCGCCAAAAGUCUCGAGUGCCGUCUUCACCAACGACAACCCCUUUCAGAGCGGUAGCUCCCCUCCGCAAGCCUUGAAGACCCCGAGCAACCGCCGGAGGACCACGGGCGGUGGCGGUAUCGACUCAGUCGUGUCCAAGGCGGCCUCCACCGCCAGGAGACGCACUGACGGCCCGGUUCUGGAGCAGCCCUCCCGCAAGAUAUCGAGAUCCUACGAGAUACCCGUGAGCGCUCUCAAGGCUCCCAGGACGCCGGAGCCGCCCAGAAUGGUCGAGGCCGGGGAGGAGUUCACGCCCGACGAGCAGCUCGAGCUGGCUCAAGAAGAGGCCACACACAGUGCCAUUGCGAGGCGACAGCCACCGGCCAAGCGCGCAGGCGUCAGCCUCACGACCCCAGUCCUGGUACUUCUAGUCACGCUGCUCGGCGCCUACGCGGGCUGGUACCGUCAGGAGAAGGUCAAGGUUGGAUACUGCGGACUGGGACAGCCGGCCACGCAGAUUCUUCCUCAGGACGUACAGGACAAGCUGCCCGACUGGGCUAUUCUCGUUCUGGAGCCGCAGUGCGAGGCGUGCCCGACCCAUGCCUACUGCUUCGACGACUUCACCGUCAGCUGCGACGACGACUACAUCCUCAAGCCCCACCCACUCUCUCUCGGCGGACUGGUGCCGCUUCCCCCAACGUGCGAGCCAGAUGGAGUCAAGGCCCGUCGCGUCCAGGCCAUCGCUGACAAGGCCGUCGAGGAGCUGAGGAACCGCCGGGCCAAGUUCGAGUGCGGCGAUGCGGCCGAUGACGAGGGCAAGCCGGUAGAGGCGGCAUCCAUCGAGGAGGAUGUCCUCAAGGAGAUUGUCGGCGAACAGAGGAGCAAGAAGCUCAGCAAGCAGGAGUUUGACGACUUGUGGGUCGCCGCUCUCGGCGAGAUCCAAUCCCGAGACGAGGUCGAGGUCGAGACUGUCCAAGCCGGCGAUUCCGGAGGUUUUCCAAACACCUACCUAUCGUCCACCUCUCACGCUAGCCUUCCGUACGCCUGCGCGGCCCAGCUCUACGUCCGACGCGGACUGGAGCGAUAUCGAUUCGGCAUUGCAGUUGUAGCCUUCUCGCUAGUGACUCUCUUUGCGUCGUUCCAGUACGCGCGGGUUUCGUACCGGCGGCGCAAGGCUAUGGCUGAAAGGGUGCCGCGCCUCGUGGACGUGGUGCUGGAGAAAUUGGCGAACCAGAAGGAGCUCGCGUACGAGGUCGGCGGCGAGGAGGACCCCUUCCUCUUCCUGCCGAACCUCCGCGACGACGUGCUGCGGGCUGAGCACAAGCUCAAGGAGCGCGAGCGCAUCUGGGAGCGGGUCCGCGUCGUGGUCGAGCAGAACAGCAACGUCCGGCAGGGCCAGCGCGAGAGCCACAACGGCGAGAUCGGCCGCGCCUGGGAGUGGAUUGGCCCCACCGCAGGCGGCGACGGCGGGCGGAGGCGGACCCUCGGCGGCAGUCGCAAGUCGUGGGGAGGCGCUAGCGUGAGAACCGACGACGACGUGGCGGGCAGCCCUGGCCCCAGGACUCCCGUGUCGGAGACGCCCGAGGGCAAGUCUGGUCUCCACCGGAAGUGGCAGGAAGGGACGCGAGCCGUUUUCUAAAGGAUAUUCCUUCUUAUUCCCAUGCGCGGCGGUGGUGGCGUGUUAUGGUUUCGGCAACCAAUUCUGGUUCACACACUUCAUACUAUUUCCGCCGGUUUGACUUUUGUUUUCCAGGAGUUUCAGGGCGCGAGAACGGGGCAGGUUGUUCUGGAAAGGUCCUGCUAAUUUGAUACCUCGUCGACCUAGCGACGGGGACAAGCCACAGUGUUGCUGGUUUACUUUUCUUUUGUUCGUCCUAUGCUAUCUGACUGCUGUUUAAACUCGGUCGAUCCCAGAGCCGGGCUUGAUUUCCUUUGUUUGUACCCGUGCCACGUUCGAACACGGCCGCCACGCAUCCAAUCCACCACGAGUUACCAGCCGUCAUCUUUGUAUCUUUUUUCUUAGUGUCGCCGUGGAAUUCCUCGACGUUGCUCCGACAUCUGCCCUGCCCCAGUGCUUGAUGCGUGUUUCCAUGUUUUGAUUGCUUACAAGGAAGAUUAUACGUGCAAUCGGCUGUGAUGCUGGCUGGAUAAUGAGGGUGCGUAUGGAGAAUCGAAGGGGUGCUGUUCUCAGGGGGCCUUUGAACUUGUUGCAAUUGUUAGGGAAGUAGGUACCCUGGGUAGUUAGGUAGUAGCUACAGACAUGAGAGGUAGUAAUGAACAACACAUGGCUCGCAUUAAA
Messenger RNA from Gaeumannomyces tritici R3-111a-1, 3611 nucleotides. RefSeq lists its product as hypothetical. The transcript is spliced from 2 exons. Gene Ontology annotation, molecular function: chromatin binding. The coding region runs from base 630 to 2951 and encodes 773 amino acids. NCBI's taxonomy places the organism in Eukaryota, Fungi, Ascomycota, Sordariomycetes, Magnaporthales, Magnaporthaceae. The record is from RefSeq and is a predicted model, not a curated record. Gene Ontology annotation, cellular component: nuclear inner membrane.